Messenger RNA from Neurospora tetraspora, 2371 nucleotides. RefSeq lists its product as uncharacterized. The coding region runs from base 240 to 2351 and encodes 703 amino acids. Lineage: Eukaryota; Fungi; Ascomycota; Sordariomycetes; Sordariales; Sordariaceae. The transcript is spliced from 2 exons. The record is from RefSeq and is a predicted model, not a curated record.
ACUGCCCUUCUGACCAGCCACCGUCGUCACCGUUCCCGUCUUUUCGGCACCCGACCAAGACACAGCCCCCGCGGCUACCCCUUUUGGUUGAACCACACGACAGUUCCACGACAGCAUCACAACACUUGUCCUGCUGACAGGCAAGCAAGAUAUUAGUUUGGAUUACAAGAGUUGGGAAUAUCCACGACAUCACUUUACAACAUCUCUCGAACCGCAUAUCGCAUCAUCAUAAACCGCACAUGGCCGCCCGACCCCACGUGGAAGCGAGGUCUCUCUCGACACUCAACUCCCUCGCCGCCAACCCCCCGCAAUACCCUCACAGCGCCGAUGUCAAGGAGUCGUUGACCUUGUACAUAUCACGAGUCCCCGGGAGUCGAGAUGUCAUCCUUUCCCCCUUCCGUCCGCAGCGCAAGAACGUGACGGUAGAAGACAUUAACAAUGCCCUCUACCUGAUACACCUUGACCUGCCCACGGACGAGCUCCUAGUCGAAAAUACCCGCCCGAACGAGACAUCCACUGCCGCAUCGCCUCGAACUAGUGGUGAGAGCGCGAGGAGUGUGAUUCCCCGGAAACCGUUACCGCCUAGUGCCCGUGUUGAGAUUCCGACUCCGAGACAACCGCCCGCGACCGCCUCUGCGACUCAGAACGAGAACAAUGCGCCGAAGAAUACGGGGCCGGUACCGACCAGAUCGCCCUCUGUUAGACGUACAAGCUCUGUUAGACGUACAGGCUCUGUUAGACGCCCACAAGCCCCGGGUUUGGAGAGGGUUGAGCGGGCUGUAGCUGCUCAGGCGCCUGUUGCUGGGAAAGAUGGAUACACACCGAACCCGAUGUUCCAGCCCAGCCUAGUUUCUGAACCGCCUUCGAGACCGGCACUUCAGCUCCCUCCCCCGGCCGAGAACCUAGCAGCCAUGCGCCGCUCCUUUGGCCCACGACCACAGACCGCUUUGACAAUCCCCGAGGAGCCGGUCGUUAGCCCUGGGACCACCACCCCGACAAAUAACCGACCCAUCACACCUACUGAUCAGACACUUUACACUCCCACUUCCAACGUCCCCCGACCCGGCGAUGGGAUCCUCUCCCCCUCUACGGUCACCCGUGCUCGCGCCCCCAGCAACUCGAAACUAGCAGCAACAAUCCCUUUCACCCUCACACUCAUCCGGCGGGAUCCUUCGACCAACCUCCAGUGGAACGUGGGCAAGAUCUCUUCGUUUGAGACGAACAUACCUACUCCGGAGUCUGCGCAUCCGGAUCUUGGUGAGCCGCACGAUGCGUCAACCACUGAACAGCCGCCACCAAUUGCGACGCAGUUGAUCGAUGUCCACUUGGAGACCUCGGGGUAUGCAAAGUAUAGGGGGAUGCCCAGCCGCGCGAACAUUGAGGCUUUGCGGCCGACGUCCCCUCAGUCCUUUGCCCGGACGCUACAAGGCUUAGGGACGGGUUCGGGUAGUACAAGUGGGAAUGGAAGUCUGGGAAGUCUGGGCUCAAGUGGAAGUCCGCAAAAGCAGAUCAUGGGUGUAGCACACAGGGAAGUUGAGGAAGGGUUUCAUCGCCAGGUGGUAAUGGCCUACACCAAGUCCUGGACCUCCGGUUUCAAAGGCGCUUUCAAGCGACACUCCCGGUCAGGUUCCGCCUCUGCCACCGUCGGCGAUAUUUCGGGACAUGCUCGCCAUGGCAGCUCCUCAACAAUCGGCUCAGCCGACAUAUCGCCUAACGAACACCAAACCCCCCAAUCUCCCCCACCCAACCACAACCGCCAGGAGUCUAUGGGUGGUGGCCAACUUAUAACCCAACCAGGUCCCAACCUCCGCCCCAAAGGCUACGUCUUCCUCUCCCCCUGGCUAGGCCGCUGCGAAUUCCGCACCGGCUCCACCGGCCGCUCUCUCAAAUGUCGCCACAUCCUCGACGAGCACACGGGCGGUAUCACACAAAUCGACCCAGCCAAACUCGCCCAAUCCGUCCGCGACGCGCCCACCAUCGGCCAAUCCCGAGGCGACUCCCUCAGCUCCGCCAUAACCGGCGCCAAGCCCGUUUCCGAACUCCGCUUCAACUUACCCUCCGAACCACGCUCCCCUGGCGCCGGCGGCGAGAACAGUACUCAGACCGGAUCGAAGCGCCAUCGAUUCACCAAGUUCCUAGGUCUAGAACCGCCCAGUUCAGAGGAGGAUUACUUUGACGACGAAGAUAUCAUGGAUCUGGCACUGGGCAGAGAAGAUGCGGGUGGAGGAAGCAGGGGGAAGAGAGCGAAGCUCGGGAAGCUGAUUAUUCAUGAUGAGGGACUGAAGAUGCUGGAUUUGGUCGUGGCGGCUAAUAUGGGGGUUUGGUGGAAUACGUGGGAGAAGAGGUUUUGAGAGACCGAGGGGGAUCUGUC